Molecule: messenger RNA, 1861 nt
Organism: Phascolarctos cinereus (koala)
Lineage: Eukaryota; Metazoa; Chordata; Mammalia; Diprotodontia; Phascolarctidae
Molecular function (GO): catalytic activity
Source: RefSeq, a predicted model, not a curated record
GCAGUUUCCGGCGACGGUUGAGCCCCUGAUCUUAUGGUGUUACCUAUGCCUUUCCCCAUCCCCCCCCGGGCAUUAGUUAAACGUCUAUUAUAAUUAUUAAUAUAUAUUUUUAAAACUUAUUUCUUGCUGAACACGUCUGAAUGCUGUAUGUCUGCCGUCGGAGGCCCAGCCUAGCCGAGCGCGGAGAGGCUCGUCACCAGAAGGUCAGCCCGCUGGGUGCUCCCCCCUUUUUUUUUUUUUGGACGCGAAAACUAUGAAUCGGGCAGAAAUACAAAAUGGCCCCCCACCCUAUGACGGCCCCUCCUGCAGUGACGGGGGCCGAGGCGGAAGCGGAAAGGCGCAAAAAGGCCCCCAGGGCGCCAAGAGACCCUAUAUAAAUAUAGAUUUAGCCGUUGGGACUUUCAACGUGGGUUCCUUGUCCACUGAUGAGUUAGUAGACACGCUGCUGGAGGAGCUAAAAAACAUACACAUUGAUAUACUUGCUAUAAAUGAAACUAGACGUGAAGAAGAGGUUUCAUCUGAAUGGAAGGACGGUUGGCAGGUUCUUCUCGGAGAGGGGAGUGAAGGAGUUGGUGGGGUUGGUUUCAUGGUGGGCCCAAAGGCAACAAGGAACAUAAUUUCAUGGUAUACUUGGUCCUCUCGCCUCGCAGUGCUUACAAUGAGGGUCAGCCGAGAUGCCACCAUGAAAAUCAUUGCUGCUUAUGCACCAAGAUCCAUAGCAGAGGAGGAAGAAGUAGAUAAAUUCUAUGAGGAUCUUGAUAAAAUUCUCCAAAUUGAAUCAGCAUAUACUCUGAUACUUGGUGACUUCAAUGCAAAAGUGGGCACAGGAGAGGAAGGGGAAGAGUAUGUUGGAAGAUAUGGUUCUGGAUCAAGAGAUGAAAGAGGCCAAAGGCUUGUAGAAUAUGCAGAAGCCUCACACUUGUAUAUCAUGAACACUUUUUUCAUGAAGAGAGUAGGAAGGCGCUGGACAUGGUCACCAGAUGAAGUUGUAAAAGAAGAAGUUGACUAUAUUUUAACAGACAAGAAGCAACUGGUUACAGAUGUGGCAGUCAUUUCAGAAUCAGUUGUCUGUAUGCAGUCAUAUCAUCGGUUGGUUCGGGCAAAAGUUAAAUUAAACACCAAAUUAGAAGAAAGGAUGAAGAUGAAAAGAAGGCACUGUGUGCGAUUACAGCAGCUUGAAGAAGAACUGUUUCAACACACUGUGGAAUCCCAAAACUGGGAAAUGAACAGAAAUAGAGACUAUGAUUCUGAAUAUGAACGACAUUUACUACAAAAGAUUAACCGAUGUAAAAAAAUCAUCACAAUGAAGAGACCAAAAGAGCCCAGAAACCGCCUUAGCCAAGAAACACUUAACCUCCUUGCUAAGAGGAGAGACAUGGCAGCUAGGGGUGAUAAAGGCCAGGAAUACAAGGCCAUUUGCAAAACACUAAGGAAGAAGAUGACUGAAGAUUACGAGCAGUAUCGACAAACUAGACAGCAAAAAGCAGUUGAAGAAAGAACGGUUGGUCAUCAGAGAGGUUGGCAUGAAAACCAGCCAAGAUAUAGUUUCCAAAGAGGAUUUGCAGAGAGAAUUGGCAGGAGGACAGCAAACAGAUGGGAAAUAGAACAUACUGUUCCUGGUCGUCCAGAAACAGCGACUUCCCAAUCAGGAGGUAGUGGAGGUAACUACGUGGUGAGAGUUGGUGUGCAGGAUGGGACCCGUUUGGAUUGUAUUUGUUAUCUGCUAUUUGGGCAUUGUAAAGGAUCCCUCAAAGUUCACAAAACAACCCUAUUCCUUACAUUGACUUCCAAGAUUAUGAUUCUCCAGAAUCACUUCUAGAGCUUGUAAUUCUCACAAAUAAAAUCUUUUGUUCAGAUAUGA